Molecule: messenger RNA, 2046 nt
Organism: Elaeis guineensis (African oil palm)
Lineage: Eukaryota; Viridiplantae; Streptophyta; Magnoliopsida; Arecales; Arecaceae
Product: ferredoxin--nitrite reductase, chloroplastic
Molecular function (GO): heme binding; iron-sulfur cluster binding; oxidoreductase activity
Source: RefSeq, a predicted model, not a curated record
GGUCGCCCGCCCGCCCGCAGCCAAAGAAGAGCCGCACUACUAAAGAAGAGCCUCCCGGCUUCCUCAUGGCCAAACCACACCAAGCCACGGGGCUCGAUACCACCACCACCAUUAAGAAUGGCGUCUUCCACAUCUCUCCAGCAGUUCCUGACCCCGCCGGUGCGGUCCCGGCGACUGCGGCGGGCGAGAGGUUGGGUGAGGGCGGCCGCGACGACAGAGACGGCGGGAGCGGGGGUGGAAACGGAGAGGCUGGAGGCGAGGGUGGAGGAGAAGGGUGGGGGAUACUGGGUGCUGAAGGAGAAGUAUCGGGCGGGGAUAAAUCCUCAGGAGAAGAUUAAGUUGGAGAAGGAGCCGAUGACGCUGGUGAUGCAGGACGGCAUCCGCGAGCUGGCUGUCACCCCGCUGGAGGACAUCGACAAGUCCAAGCUCUCCAAGGACGACAUCGACGUCCGGCUGAAAUGGCUCGGUCUCUUCCACCGCCGCAAGCACCAGUAUGGGCGGUUCAUGAUGCGGCUGAAGCUGCCGAACGGGGUGACGACGAGCGAGCAGACGCGGUACCUGGCGAGCGUGGUGGAAGGAUACGGCCCGGAGGGCUGCGCCGACGUGACCACCCGGCAGAACUGGCAAAUCCGCGGCGUCCAGCUCCCGGACGUCCCGGCCAUCAUGCAGGGCCUCGCCGGAGUGGGUCUCACCAGCCUCCAGAGCGGCAUGGACAACGUCCGCAACCCCGUCGGCAACCCACUCGCCGGCAUCGACCCCCACGAGAUCAUCGAUACCCGUCCCUUCACCAACCUCCUCUCCGCCUUCGUCACCGCCAACUCCCGCGGCAACCCGGCAGUCACCAACCUGCCAAGGAAAUGGAAUGUUUGUGUCGUCGGUUCUCAUGAUCUUUACGAGCAUCCUCACAUCAAUGAUCUUGCCUACAUGCCUGCCAUGAAGAAUGGAAAGAUUGGUUUCAAUCUGCUGGUGGGUGGAUUCUUUAGUCCCAAAAGAUGUGCAGAGGCAGUGCCCCUGGAUGCUUGGGUCCCAGCAGAUGAUGUGAUCCCUGCGUGCAAGGCAGUCCUCGAGGCUUACAGAGAUCUCGGCAGCAGAGGGAAUAGGCAGAAGACCCGAAUGAUGUGGCUCAUUGAUGAACUGGGGAUAGAAGUAUUCAGGUCGGAGGUCGAGAAGAGGAUGCCAAUGCAAGAGCUAGAGCGGGCUUCAGGAGGGGAUCUGGUGCAGAAGCAAUGGGAAAGGAGGGACCAUCUUGGAGUUCACCCCCAGAAGCAAGCAGGCCUCUCCUUUGUGGGUCUUCACAUCCCAGUUGGCAGGGUCCAGGCCUCCGACAUGUUCGAGCUAGCCCGGCUGGCAGAUGAGUAUGGCUCCGGUGAGCUCCGCCUUACCGUCGAGCAGAACAUCAUCAUCCCCAACAUCAAGGACUCACGAGUCGAGGCAUUGCUCGAUGAGCCACUCCUAAAGAAGUUCUCCCCGGAGCCUUCUCUUCUGAUGAAAGGAUUGGUGGCGUGCACGGGCAACCAGUUCUGUGGGCAGGCUAUCAUUGAAACAAAGGCAAGGGCUAUGAAGGUGACUGAGGAGGUGGAGAAGAGGGUGUCGGUGGAACGGACGAUCAGAAUGCAUUGGACCGGCUGCCCGAACAGCUGUGGACAAGUGCAGGUGGCAGACAUUGGCUUCAUGGGGUGCAUGACAAAGGAUGCAGAAGGGAAGGUGUGCGAGGGAGUGGAUGUAUACUUGGGUGGGAGAAUUGGGAGUGAUUCCCAUCUGGGGGACCUGUACAAGAAAGGGGUGCCCUGCAAGGACUUGGUUCCCUUGGUUGCAGACAUUCUGGUGAAGCACUUUGGGGCAGUCCCCAGAGUAAGGGAGGAAGACGAAGAAGAGCUUGGUGGAGACUAAUCUUUGCUGAUGCCAUGUGGCUUUCCCUUUAGCAAACAAAUAAUUGUAAAGGUCAAAUGUGUCUUAUCAACCCCAUUUUCGGUGGGCCUUCCUGUUAUAAAAAAAACAAUAUGUUUCAUUUAUUUUAUGCAAUACUUCUCCUCGGAAAGAUGUGGU